AUGGAGGCGGAGAGCACCACGGACCCGGCCUUUGUGGACGUAGACCAGGGCCUGACGCUGGCCUGCAUCGCCUUCCUCUGCCUGCUGCUGAUGGCCAUGAUCAUCCGCUGUGCCAAGGUCAUCAUGGACCCCUACAGCGCCAUCCCCACGUCCACCUGGGAGGAGCAGCACCUGGACGACUGA
Messenger RNA from Lampris incognitus (smalleye Pacific opah), 183 nucleotides. Its product is annotated as cortexin domain-containing 1 protein-like. Lineage: Eukaryota; Metazoa; Chordata; Actinopteri; Lampriformes; Lampridae. The record is from RefSeq and is a predicted model, not a curated record. The transcript has a single exon. The coding region runs from base 1 to 183 and encodes 60 amino acids.